Messenger RNA from Salvelinus sp. IW2-2015, 2989 nucleotides. Its product is annotated as CDK5 and ABL1 enzyme substrate 1. NCBI's taxonomy places the organism in Eukaryota, Metazoa, Chordata, Actinopteri, Salmoniformes, Salmonidae. The record is from RefSeq and is a predicted model, not a curated record. Gene Ontology annotation, cellular component: cytosol. Gene Ontology annotation, biological process: regulation of cell cycle; nervous system development.
GUGUAACGCUUGCACUUAAAAGACAAGCAUUUGUCAUUUGCUAACUACAUAAGCACUCUUUACACACUUGUAAUGUAAUCUUGACAAAACCGCUGCUCGCAGCUUCGUAUAGCUGAAAGCGGACCAUGGCGGCUGCCAUGAGCAGCAACACAUCCACGCUUCAGAUCAAGUAUUCCAGUGUCGAGCAUACGCGGAAACGCAUAGACCCUCGGAGGAGACAAGCCGCGCUCUCUUUUCUCAGUAACAUUUCUUUGGAUGGUCGACCCGUGCAAGAUGAUGCCGACAAUCAGAUCGAAGAGGAUAAUUCAAUUGAGGCCAGGACUAGACAGAGCCUGGUUUCCACAGCAGAGCGCCCGCUGUACGCGGUUGGCAGUGGCGCUGCGGUAGCAACCCCCACCGCCGCCCAGGCGCUCGCUAUUGCAAACCAGGCUCUGAUUGCUAACACCCGAGCCAGUUUUGGGAUUGGUUCAGCCGCUGCAGCUCCAGCAUGUACAUAUCCGGAAGGGGAUGCUUUCGGCCCUUCGAUUUUCAGUUCGCCCUUCUCUGUAGUACCAGCCGCGACUAGAAGCAGGCUUCAGACCUACACUCAGGGAGUCGUGCCUGCUGCCCACUCCAGGCAGGCUUCCCAGGUCUGCUGUCUGGAGGGAGGACAGAUCGCCAACUCGGGACUGGAACUGCAGAGAUCAAGACGGAGGCUCAUCUCUCAGCGUUCCUCCUUGGAGACACUGGAAGACAUUGAGGAGAACGCCCCUCUACGCAGAUGCAGAACCCUCUCAGGUUCACCCCGACCAAAGAGCUUCAAGAAGGUUCACUUCAUCAAGAACAUGAGGCAACAUGAUAUGCGCAAUGGAAGGAUAGUCCUAAUCAGUGGCAGAAGAUCCCUUUAUAGUGUAUUUUCUGUCCUGCCCUAUCGAGAUUGUAGCCAAGCAGGGGAUGUGAAACUGGAAAGCGGGCGGCAGCGGCACCCCUCGGGCGGGGUCAGUGCCAAGGAGAUGGUGAUCGGGCUGGAGGGAGUGGAGCUGGGUGCCGACGGGAAGACUGUGUCGUACACCCAGUUCCUGUACCCCACCAACGCCCUGGACAGCGGUCGCAGGAACACCAUAGACUCCGUGUCGUCCUUCACUCAGUCUCGUAACGUCAGCCACCGCAGUCUCAGCCUGGGCCGGGCCAACAGCAACCAGAGCAGCAUCGACACGGGGAACGAUCUGGGGGACUUGAUCCGGGAGUACGACCCUAAUCUGUUGGACGAUCCCCAGUGGCCGUGUGGGAAGCACAAGAGAGUCCUAACCUUCCCCUCAUACAUGACUACAGUCAUAGAGUAUGUCAAGCCUUCUGACCUCAAGAAGGACAUGAACGAGACAUUCAAGGAGAAGUUCCCCCACAUACGGCUGACUCUCAGCAAAGUCAGGAGUCUGAAGAGAGAGAUCCGUAAGUUGGCCCAGGAGGAGUGUGGCUAUGAGGAAGCCACCGUAGCCAUGGCCUUCGUCUACUUCGAGAAGCUGGUCCUCCAGGGGAAACUCAACAAGCAGAACCGCAAACUCUGCGCCGGCGCCUGCGUCCUGCUCGCCGCCAAGAUCGGCGGAGACCUCAAGAAGCACGAGGUCAAGCAGCUCAUAGACAAACUGGAGGAGAGGUUUCGUGUGAACAGGAGGGAGCUGAUAGCCUUUGAGUUCCCUGUGUUGGUGGCCCUGGAGUUCAACCUGCACCUGCCUGAGAACGAGGUCAUGCCCCACUACAGACGCCUCGUCCAGACCUCCUAGCAGGAGGAGCACCCAGCCCUCCUGAUCCAGGACCAGGAGACCCACCGUACUGGACCACCCCACCUCACCGAGUCCCGCGACCAGCUGGUCUCCCUGCAGCCUGGAGAUCCAUCAUGGACCAUAGUGUUGGAGAUCCUCUACACGCUACUGCAGGCCACAUUCAGAUGUACAUUUUCAGAUCGAGACUUGAAAGCAGCCAAAGUUACCCGUAUUCUUACUUCAACAUACUUCUACUUUCUUUAACUCUAUUUACACCUUCAAAAGAUUGGUAGCUGAAAGUUGGCGAAAGUUGUUCAUAACAAAUGAUUUUUUUUGUAAUCCUUGCUUGGCAUGUUUUGGUUGCCUUAUGAUUGUCAUGAAGAACGAAGCAAACCUGUCGCGUGGCCGAUUUUGACAGGACUGUUAUCCCAGUGACUCUGUGCUUUUUGAAAAACUUUUUCCAGUCUCCUCACUAGAAGUGCACUUUCUGAAUAUUGCAGACAUGGAUAGAGGCCAUUUUCGGAGACUCUUGACUGGGUGAGGGUUGUGAAACAAACUCAUUCUGAUCAAUUUGAGUUGACUCAAACCCCGUAAGGGAAGUUGAUCUAAAUGGCUUUCAAUAGAUGUUCUAAUCCAUUUCCUUUUUCUGUUUACUAGCCACCAAUCCCACUAUCCGCAUGACAAUUUAUCGACAUAACCUUUUCGAUUGCAAAAUACUUACAGAUUUAAUAGGAUUUUAUACUGUACAUUAUUCAGUACAUUUAAGUACUCUUCUUGUUUUCUACCUGUUGAGUGCUUGCUUUGGACAUUAUGUGAAUGGGCCCACUCUUGUCAUUCAAUGUGUAAUCUCCUGUGCUCUAUAUUAGAGUGUAUUAUCGGCACGUUUCUAGUGCUUUACUAGAGUGUGUGGAAAGGUAUCGGAAGUAGGGCAUGAUGUUGCCAAUGCUACAGCUGUGAUAUUGAAACUGAACUUGAAUUAGCAUCAUAAUCACAAUAUCUGUCAAGACUUGACAAAGUGUUUGAUAUGGCAGGUGAUCAAUUUGUCAUGGUCACAAUAUGAUUGUGCCAUCUGUCUUUUAUGACAAGGGGUUCCAGUUCGAAGGUCACCAUUGUUAGUGUCCCAGUCAGUAUUAAAUAGAAUGUUGUUGCCCUGCCCGACUGUAGGGAAAAUAACCUUGGCUCACAGCAAAAACUUGACCUUUUUUCAAACACAAUUUUCUUGUUGUCUGCUUGUUUUUGUCAAUUACAAA